AUGGCUUCUGCGACAGUUGAUCAUGCAGCUGCGCCGGUUGAUGAGUUGUCGGCUGAGGUCAAGGCGCUGACGGUGCAAGAGGAAAAGGCGCCCGCGACUGAGUUACCUCCGCACCGGAGUCAUGAUCCUAAGAAUAACACAAGGAGAAGCGAUCCCUUCCAAUUCGGACAGCGCGUCCUCCAGGAAGACGACGACAUCUUCGAGUUCAACGCCUGGGAUCAUGUGGAGACUGACGACGCCUAUAAGGAAUACGCAGAGCAGCAGUAUGCCAUGCAGCGAGAGUCGCCAGUCUCCGACUUCGACAAAAAUAGAUUCAACUCAGACCCUGCGAAGUGGUGGAACCUCUUUUAUAAGAAUAACACUGCUAACUUCUUCAAGAAUCGCAAGUGGCUACAACAUGAGUUCCCCAUCCUUGCCAAGCUUACCGCUGAAGAUGCCGGCCCGGCCACAAUACUGGAAAUAGGUGCUGGUGCUGGCAACACAGCGUUUCCUAUCCUGGCAAGCAACAAGAACCCCAAGCUGAAAGUGCAUGCUUGUGAUUUCUCCAAGAAGGCCGUUGAGGUGAUGCGUAGUCAUGAAGAGUAUAAUACCGACUUCAUGCAAGCCGAUGUAUGGGACGCCGCCAGCGAGGAGCUCCCUCCCGGCCUCGAGGAGGGUAGUGUAGACGUUGUCUUUAUGAUCUUCAUAUUCUCGGCUCUGUCCCCGAAGCAGUGGGAGCAAGCCGUCCGGAACGUUCAUCGGGUGCUUAAGCCAGGCGGCGAGGUUUGCUUCCGCGAUUACGGCAGAGGUGAUCUAGCACAGGUCCGAUUCAAGAAAGGACGAUACCUGGAAGAGAACUUCUACAUUAGGGGUGACGGCACGCGAGUCUAUUUCUUCGAGAAGGACGAGCUCGAGCACAUUUGGUCCGGAGCAUCGAUAGUUGAUAAAGAAGGAGCAGAGAGUGAAGAGACUACGGACACUGGGGAGUCAGAGGCAAAGAUAGAGACGAAGCAGGCUUUGUUUGAUAUAGAGCAGCUUGGCGUCGAUAGAAGGAUGGUGGUAAAUAGAGCGCGGCGGAUCAAGAUGUACCGCUGCUGGAUCCAAGGCCACUUUCGAAAGAAAUAG
Molecule: messenger RNA, 1104 nt
Organism: Annulohypoxylon truncatum
Lineage: Eukaryota; Fungi; Ascomycota; Sordariomycetes; Xylariales; Hypoxylaceae
Product: methyltransferase
Exons: 2
Coding region: 1-1104 (367 amino acids)
Molecular function (GO): tRNA (cytidine-N3)-methyltransferase activity
Source: RefSeq, a predicted model, not a curated record